UUUUUACAGACAUGAUAGCAAAAGUCACAGGGGUGUUUAUUUUCAAGGGGUGCUUAUUUUUACGAUUUUACGGUAAUGAUAGUAAAAUUGAUACAGAAUAUUUGGAAGAAUUAUUCAAAAACUUUAUUUUUUGCUUUGCUAAAGACUUUGAACAG
Molecule: messenger RNA, 155 nt
Organism: Funneliformis geosporum
Lineage: Eukaryota; Fungi; Glomeromycota; Glomeromycetes; Glomerales; Glomeraceae
Source: the annotation of a GenBank genome assembly